AUGCUCCCCACCCUCGCGGUGUGCGCUUCCUUCCUCUCGCCGCAGCUCGCGCGGCCGCCGGCCGAAUCUCGUGCCGCCCCGCAGCCCCGCUGCAGCGUCGCGCUCGCGCUCACCCUCGGCCAGCAGCCGAGGAGCGCGGUUGAGCUGCUGCAGCUUGCGCAGCAGCUCCUCGCGCUCGAGCCUACACCGCUCGCGGUGGCGCAGCUGACGGACGCGAUCGACUACCCCAGGCCGGCCGCCAUCGACGACGCUGGCGGCGUCAUGCCGCGGCUCGCCGAUGCGCUCAAGCGGCAGCGGCGCGCAUGGCUGCUCGUGGCGCUACUGCGGGAAGACAGAGACAAGUAUGUGGAGACAGUCUCCUUCCUCAAGAUUCCGCGGGACGAGCUCCCCAAUCGGCAAGCGUCGCCACACUUUGAGAAAAGCUUCGCCUUAGGCGAGCCGCUGGUGGAAGGUCUUAACGCGGAGGGGCUGGUGCCGGACUGCGCACUGGAGGACGUGCCGAUGGGCGAGAAUCCGCUCGAGGCGCACACCGGGAUCGCGCUGCUUGCACGGGCGGGCGAGACUGGGGUGAGCCGCAACCCAGAGAGGAGCAUCCGCGGGCUGAUCGACGAGAUGCGCCGCUUCAUGUUGUCGGCGGAGGGGGUGGCGGCUUCGUCGCAGCAGGAGGUGCUCGUGCGCACGCUGCGCACGCUCAUGACGCCGGUGCUGCCGCCCUUCUACCGCAUCUUCAUGGGCGGCCUCGUCCCACGGCACGACCCCGGCGACUCGCGCGUGGGCGCGGACCCGAAGUGGCUGGCUGACGGCGUGCAGUGGGUGCGCGCCCGGCUGCCGUUUGGAAGGAGCUACCUCGAGCCUGGCCGGCAGCUCGGCCCGUGGUUCUACGCGCCGGCGCUGACGGCCGUCGUGGCUCCGUACGCUUUUGGUUUCCUGGUCGGCCCGGCGUCGCUCAACCGUCGCGCCGACGGCGAGGUUGGCGGGCUGGUUGUUGAGAAGUGCAAGUUCCUCCAAGAGUCGAGCUGCAAGGGCACGCCUCUCCGGCUCGCGCCCCCCUCCUGUGUCACCACGAUUGCAGACCGGCGUGACAUCGAAUGCCAGUGGUCGUUUGGAGAGGCGGCGCCGCCGCCCGACGAGGACCCGACGUGGCCGAAAGGUUGCGUCGUCGGUUGCACGAGCCGAGAGGCGAUGCGGGAGCUGAGCGGCGGCGGGCCGGCUGUGCGGGCAUGCGAGUAA
This is a messenger RNA of Emiliania huxleyi CCMP1516, 1230 nucleotides long. RefSeq lists its product as hypothetical. The record is from RefSeq and is a predicted model, not a curated record. NCBI's taxonomy places the organism in Eukaryota, Haptophyta, Isochrysidales, Noelaerhabdaceae. The coding region runs from base 1 to 1230 and encodes 409 amino acids. The transcript is spliced from 8 exons.